CAGGAUUUAGAUACCUGGGAAGAAUCGGAAGAGGAUUUAGUUAAGACUGGAAUUCCGCAUCUUGCAAAUGUACAGAGCGAGAGGACAUACGUGGCAGGUGCAGUGGUUCCACUUCUUCGGAAGGGCUUCCAACUGGAGGGACAAAUUUACUUGACACCGCGGAGCGACAAAGUGUAG
Molecule: messenger RNA, 177 nt
Organism: Paraglomus brasilianum
Lineage: Eukaryota; Fungi; Glomeromycota; Glomeromycetes; Paraglomerales; Paraglomeraceae
Source: the annotation of a GenBank genome assembly